Messenger RNA from Bombus huntii, 7459 nucleotides. RefSeq names its product neogenin (gene fra). Gene Ontology annotation, molecular function: protein binding. Gene Ontology annotation, cellular component: membrane. The transcript has 27 exons. Bases 196 to 4653 code for a protein of 1485 amino acids. The record is from RefSeq and is a predicted model, not a curated record. Gene Ontology annotation, biological process: cell-cell adhesion. Lineage: Eukaryota; Metazoa; Arthropoda; Insecta; Hymenoptera; Apidae.
AUGGCGGCGCUAGUCAGAACGUCGGUAGACUCGAGACAAUGAGGAGGUGUGUAGUUGUCUUUUAGCCAUGUUCUGCCGUUGGAUUCGCGAUAGUGUUGUGGAAAAAUGAGGACAUUAUAUGCUCGUGCAGCAAUCGUGUGAAGAAACUACACUGGGUUUUUGUACGCGUCGGAGUCUGUGACACCCGCUGGCCCAAUGGAGCCGCGUAUUCUUCCUAUCCCGUUGGCUUUGUUGACAUUCAUCGUAUUGGCUAAUGCAGGUGGAUUGUAUUUUACUAUCGAGCCACAAGAUGUAGUGGUUGAACAGGAAAGUCCUGCUAGAUUAGAUUGUGAAGCAAAAAGUGAUUUUGGAAAACCCAGUAUACAGUGGAGAACUGACGAUGGACAACCGAUUAAUUUUAUUGGAGAUAGUUACCGAUCUCAAUUAGCUAAUGGAUCUUUGUAUAUAAAUAGUGUUAGGAAUAGUAGUCUGGUAUUGACUGGAAGCUAUCAAUGUUUAGCUUCUGUAGAUGAUGUUGGGGCUAUUGUUUCUCGAACUGCCACAAUUAAAAUUGCAAGUUUGCCAGGAUUUGAAAGAGAACCUCAAGAUACUAUGGUUUAUCCAGGACAAAUUGCAUAUUUAAGUUGUACACUUCUCACAUCCUCCAGUUCAUUGAUUAUACAAUGGUUAAAAGAUGAACAUCCAUUGCUGCUUGAUGAUAGAAUGACAAUUUUGCCAUCAGGUGCAUUAGAAAUUGAUGAUGUUAAUAUACAAGAUAUUGGAUCAUACAGGUGUAGUGCUAGUAGUUAUGGACAAUCUAGACUCAGUAAUAAAGCACAAUUAGGAUUGUUAACAAGUGAUAUUGAUCAAGAAAGUACUCCACCAGUCUUUAUUGCUAAGCCAUUACAACAAAUGACUAUUGAAGAAUCAACAGUCACACUUGAGUGUGCUGCCAAUGGCUACCCAAAACCAAGUAUACUUUGGUUGAAAGAUGGUGUUGCCAUUGAUUUAACAUCUUUUCAAUCUAGGUACAGUAGAGUUGCUGCUUCCAGUCUUGUGAUAAGUAAUGUUCAAGAAAUAGAUGAUGGUUCUUAUCAAUGUCGUGCAGAAAAUGAAGUUGAAACAUUAGAUGCAGCUGCUGAUUUAAUUGUACAAGUUCCACCAAGAUUUAUUAGAAAGCCAGAAGAUAAGGUAGCUAGUGAAAAUCAAGAUUUAGAAUUUGAAUGCGAAAUUUAUGGCAAACCAGAACCGAAAAUUACAUGGCUCAAAAAUGGAGAACGUAUUACCUUAAGCGCAUACUGGCAAAUUGUGAAUGGUUACAACCUUAGAAUUAACGGCCUACUACUGAUAGAUGCUGGAAUCUUCCAAUGCAUAGGAACAAAUUCUGCUGGAAGUGUACAAGCUGCAGCACGUUUAACAAUUAAUCAGCCUAAAAAGGCAAAUCCCCAUAAAUCAACUACCCCAAAGACAGUUCCUAAAAAGAAGUUACUAUUGCAUCGGCAAUUGUAUAAUAAAACGUGGCAGCACCCAAGUACCCUUUUAGGUCACACAAUGUCUGCAUUUACCCCCAAUCCACCACUUUCCAUUGGUCCCUCUGAUGAUCCUGCAGAUCUGCCUGGAUCUGUUAAAUUUCCUAAUUCCCUUUACGACCCAAAAUCCCAUUUUGUAGAUGACACAGACAGUUUGGAGUCAAUAGAAGGAAGUGUCCCGUCAGCACCAAGGAAUUUAAGUCACGUCAUUGUCACUGCUAGAUUCGUAACUUUACGGUGGCAAGAACCCGAGAAUAGAAAUGGAGAGAUUCUAAAUUACUAUAUUUAUUACAAACAAGAAGGUGUUCAAAGAGAACGAGUUACUCAUAGGCAACAAAAAUUAGAGGCAGUAAUACAGGGUUUACAACCAAGUAUGACGUAUCAAUUUCGAGUGGUCGCCGUGAAUGAAAGAGGGAUGUCCGGAAUGUCCAGCGAAAUAUUACAAGUUACCACACUUACUGAGGCCAAUGUCCCUGGACCUCCACUGAAUUUAGAGGGACAUGCUACAAGCAGUGUGAGCAUUGCGUUAUCUUGGGAAAAGCCACAAGUAGUCAAUGGAAGAAUUUCUAAAUACAUAAUUACAUUUGUAGAGGGUGACAAUGAGGACAUAACGCGUGAAACUACUAGUACGAUGCACGAAUUAGUAGAUCUCGUGCCUUAUACGGAAUAUAGUAUUAAAGUUCAGGCUGUAAAUGAGAACGGUCCUGGCGUGUUUAGUAGAGAUAUCGUAGUCCGGACUUAUAGUGCACAACCUACUCAACCACCACACAAUGUUACAGUAGAACCAGUUAGUCCUACAAGUAUUAUAAUAAGAUGGGAACCGCCACUCGAAGGACAAAAUGGAAUUGUCACUGGUUAUAAAAUUCGUUAUCGUCGUUACGAUCGCGGUUCACAGCCGGUAACUAUAACAACUGAAGGAAAUCAACGUUCACGAGUACUCACUGGACUUGAAAAACAUGUUGUCUAUCAAGUUCGUAUAUGUGCCUUAAACGUUAAUGGAACUGGACCUUGGACAGAAUGGAUACAGAUAGAAACAUACGAAACCGAAUCUGAUGAAAACCGAGUGCCAAAUACACCCAGCAACUUAAGAACAAAAGUAAUGUCUGAUUAUAUACAAGUUUUUUGGAAUCCACCGAAAGAUCAAAGUAUUAAAGUAAAGGGAUAUAAACUUGGAUGGGGAAAGGGAGUCCCUGAUGUUGAAGUUCGACUUCUUGAUGGAAAAGAACGGUCUUUUACUAUAGAUCAAUUAGAACCAAUCACUGAGUAUGUUAUAUCACUAAGAGCAACGAAUGAUGCUGGCGAUGGUCAACCAGCAUAUGCAAACGUGAGAACUACGGAACGUUCUGUAUCUGAAUUUUCUGUGCCUUUACUACCACCUGUUGGUCUUAAAGCCGCUGUUCUGUCUGACACUACAGUCGUACUAUACUGGACUGAUACAACCUUGCCAAAAACUCAAUUCGUAACGGAUAAUCGAUAUUACGUAGCACGUUAUACGUCACAUCAUCAUAGCAGCAACCCUCGUUAUAAAUAUCAUAAUGCAACUGAUCUUAAUUGCAUGAUAAAUGAUUUAAAACCCAAUACGAUAUAUGAAUUUGCAGUCAAGCUUGUUAAGGGAAAACGAGAAUCGCUAUGGAGUAUGGUUGUUACGAAUCAAACUCAAGAAGCUGCACCUAGUUCCGCGCCCAGGGAUUUGAUGAUUCAGAGUAUCGGAGACCGUCCAACUUCAGUUUUAGUGCGUUGGCAACCUCCUAAACAACCAAAUGGACCAAUUACAGGAUAUAUUACUUUUUAUUCGAUUGAUAAUACGAAAUGGGAUCGUGAUUGGUUAUUGGAAGCCGUAGUUGGAGAUAAAACUGAGUGCAUUGUGAAGGGCCUCCAACCAAGUACAACCUACUACUUCAAGAUCCAAGCACGGAAUUCAAAAGGAUACGGUCCUUUUUCUACAACUGUUCCAUUCAAGACGCCUCAAAGCAGUGGUAUGGAUGUCUAUGAUGAAUUGCAUGAUCGAGAUGGACGUGGACUUUCAAAUUUCUUAAUCUAUGUUAUUGUGGGUUCUUCUAUUGUUUUAACCACUGGUAUAACAGUGGUGGUUGUAAUUGUAUGUUGCAAGCGCAAUCCAGAUUCGCCUGAUAGGAAGAAAGGAUACAUGAAAGACACAAAUCAAAAAACAAACAUUAAACCGCCCGAUUUAUGGAUUCAUCAUGAUCAAAUGGAAUUGAAAGCUCUUGAGAAAUCUUCAAUAAAUGGAGAGGCAUCUACUAGCGGUGUAGCUAGUAAUACCUUACCUAGGUCAAAUAACCAGGAUUAUAAUCAAGAGAAUGUGCAUGGAAAUUCUAGUUCAUUGGAUAAACGUACUUACGUACCAAGUUACAUGGGUAACACUGAUGAGAAGUGCUCAACCCUGAGUAGACAACAUAGUCGAGGAAGCCAUAAACCUAAACUCAUUACACUUCCCGUUGACAGUGCAUCUUUACAUCAACCUAUAGCGACGGCCACACCGAUUGUAAACACAAGCAUGUCACAGCCAACAAUUCAUACAUCAUGCAGUGAUACGCCAUCCGUGAGACAGAAUUAUCCUCGAACUGUAGCACAAUACAGUUUAAGUCGAGCACACAUUACUUUAGAACCAACACCGGAAUCGAGUCCAGACUCUUGUAAUAUUUCAACUUCGUAUGAACCAAUGCAAAGUCAACAAUUAUCAUAUGGUACAAGUGGUCAGUCCUAUAGUGGAAAUACUCAAUACGCUUCAGGACACUAUAGCAAUAAUAAUCAACCAUCAAGUGUAGGUGGUGGAGUUGAUGGUGGUAGCGGUAGUAAAAGGAUGCAGGGACAUCCUUUGAAAAGUUUUAGCGUGCCAGCACCUCCACCUCAGUCUGCACCUUCAACACCAGCCCAACAAAAACACGGCGUUUCUCAAGUAACAGUAAGACCUACAAUGUCUGGAAGUCCAUACAAGAAACCACAAAGUUCUACACAGUUAGCAAAGAAUAGAUUAGCCUCAGUUUCAAAUCCGGUGCACACUUCGGAAGAAGUUGAACGGUUGAAGCCUUCUUACAGUACAGAAGAAUUAAAUCAAGAGAUGGCUAAUUUAGAAGGCCUUAUGAAAGACCUAAAUGCCAUAACAGCAUCUGAAUUUGAGUGCUAGAAGAGGUUCCUAAACCUUGUGCCAUCUCAAUUCAAUAGACUGCAAUGAUACAUUCUCAAUGUUAGUACCUGAGAAAUAGAUGUAACAAUUAUGUUACACGUCGAAACUCUUGACGAAGUUUAUACGCAAAAAAAAAAACAUAAUUGGCAGUGUAUAAUCGAUGACCGAUGAACGGCCCCGAUAUCGAACUUUUUGAACAAUUCAUUUGAAAGCUGUAAUCCCAGUGAUAUUGGACUAGAACGAGUUCUUUCCUAGUCAAUUUGCUUUUUCCUCUGGUACUAACGUUGCUUUUUACGAUAAAAUGCAAAGUAUACUUGCCAAUGUAUUCUGACACUGCCACAUUCUUGUAGCGAAUUUGUAUUUUGCAAGAACGUUGAGUAGUAUGGUUUGAAAGUGUUGAUGAAAGAAUUGAACAUUUUAUUACGGACUUUUAACGGUGUAUUUUUGUGCAUACGGUGUGUGCAAGUCAAUCUAAAUGGAAGGAAAUGGUAAGUUCGAUUCUUAUCGAUGAUCUUUCAACGCGAAUAGAUUAUGUUAAAUUAAUAAUUCAAUGAAUUCACAGCGAAGAGAAACGGUUUGAAUGUUUUUUCAAUUUUUAUAUGUGAGAAAAUGAUGGGUAAUUUCGCGAUUAUCUUUUAUAUGCAUCAUAAAAAAAGUAACGAUCUUGCCUAAAAAAGCGAAAAACAAAAGAAUUCGUAUUGCAUCCAAAAACUCACGCGCUCUUUGCCAUGAUUUUGUAACUUAUACUCAUAAGAGAGAGUACAUUUUAUAUAUCAGUAAUAUCGACUGCCAUACUUACGCUUAGGAUGGCUAGAUCACGUGAGUCUCUUAAUCGAACAAUUAAUGGUUCAUUACACAUAAGGCGGACAGUAGGAAUAUAUUUUCUAUUUUUUUAUCCGUCAGAAUGUUUUUCAUAACAUUUUAUCAAUGUUCGAUAAUAGGUUUUAUACGGUAUGGUACUUUCAAGUUAGUUAUUUUAGUAUUAGUUGAUUAAAAUACAAUAAAUCAUCAAGAAGUUUUACUAAUUUUAUAUUAUUUAUAAAAUGUAUUAAACGUUGCCUGUAAUUUGACGAAUUAUAUUUAACAGGCUGAAAUAUUUUUCAUUUAUACAAAAUCUCAACGUUUUUGAACACUGUGUAAUGGCCUUAAAACAUUUUUGUAUUAAGUUGACCUAUACUCAGUGGCUUUGGCAGCUUAAUAAGGAACUUUGUUCCUAUUUACGGAAGAACGUACGCGUAUACUUUUAAAGCAACAAUGUAGUAUUACGAUCUCAUUGAGAAAUUAUUUUAGGGUUACAAGUGAACAUCGAGUAUGGGUAUUAUAAUAAGCUGUAUAGCAUACGAGAAUUAAGAAUUUGAAUAUCGCGCGUCUUGUCGUAAGAAUCUCAUGUAUCGAUUACACGAUACGUUUUCAGCGAGAUAUCGAUAGUAUCGAUAGUGUUUAUAUAUUUAAAAUUUCGAUAGUUCGUUUAACUUUUAAAUAAGCAUUAUGUUUUUAACGUCCAGUUAAGGUACGUAAGUCGGUCUAAUUAAUAGAAUUAAAUUAAAUUUUAGAGUCGUUUUUGCAAACUAUUUUUUAUGCAAUAUUUAGAAAUUGUUUGUAAGUACUAUAUGUUAUUUCGUUUGAAUAGAUUUCAACAGCACAUCUAUUGAUGACUUGCAAUAGUGCAGGUACUUUGCAAGAAAUGAAAACAAUCGAAUUUCUCUGUCAUAUUCGAAACGAUGACGACGGACAGAUUGUCACAUAGGAUAUUAAAGCGGCAGUUCUUUGACCAUAUCCGUCGAAACACAUAGUUAAUACAUAUUUCCUUCCAAUGCUAGGAAUCUGCUACGUAAUAAAUUUUUUACAAUGUUUUAUUGCGAUAUAUACGCAGGUCUCUUUAGUAUUAAUAAAAGAGAGACUUUGGAAGAUGCAGGAUAAAAGUAAUGAUUCUAACUUGAGACAUAUAAGAAGAAAUGCGAUCAGGUAAUUUCUCAUGUAGUAUUCCGUAUUAUACCACCUUUUUAAGCACUUUUGUAUUUUCUUAACGUUGAAUAUAAUUGUACAAAAGUCCAACGCGUAAAGGACAAUGCACCAAGACUCCCGUUGCGGCAAAGCCUAAUAUGGAAAAUAGUACAAAGCAAUAUGUGAUACUCUAUUGUUUGUGAUGCAAUGCCAGUCGUGAAUUAUACGAAAGAAAUCAUCGGCUCGUCCAGAGUAUUACAUAUUACUCGAAUAUUUGCUGCUAGACGGGAAGUAUACCAUUCAUCUUGAGCAACGCGAAGCGAACUUCUUUUAUCGUCGGCUUAGCUCUGAUUAGAGAGUUAUUCAAACUAGUAUUAAGAUAUAUGUAUUCGCGACAAUGCACGAUUUCGAUUCAUUCUCAUCUCCUGUCUCGAAUAUUACAGUUUUCUUGGAUAGAGAAAAUAUUACGAACAAAGUGGCUGUACGCUUAAUAGAGCAAAAAUAAUUCUAAAUAAUUUUCGAAUGUUUUUCGUUUAUGUCGAAAUCGGAGAUAUUUUAUAAAUGUUUUAAGAUUGGCACAAUGGAACUGUGUGAGUACAUGUGAGCUAUACCGAUAAGAAAAGAACCGCUUGUAUAUUAAAUAUAUAUAUAAAAUUUGUAACUAUUGCGUGAUUCAAAGGGCGAUUUAGCUCUUUGUAAUUAAAAAGAAAGGAACGGGCCUAUAAAAAGGCCUGCAGAAAUAUUUUACCACAAAAGUAUAGUAGAUAUAUAUAAAAUAUAUAUUUAUCUAUGUAAAAUUAUUAUUUAUUGAUUUUUAUGUAUACUGAAAAUAUUGAGGAUAAAUGAAUAUUGCAAGAUGCUA